UACUUCAAAGUCACUCCAUUCUCUUAGGCGGUAGCCGUAGGUGCAUAUAAAUUUAUCUGGGCAAUUGCUCUAGCGCGGGCGAUCCGAAGGUUUAAACCGUAGGACACAAGAUUAUUGCAGUCAUGAAGUUUUCUGGUCAGGAGGAUGAGUUAGAGAGUUCUUGGAUAUGCAAUUUGUUUUGACAAGGGAAGGAUUCGAAAGUUCAUUGUUGAACUAGUCCCCCAUUUACAUAUUUAUUGCCACUUUUCGUUUCUGUUUAUUUUGUUCCCACUUUUUGGCUCCUAUACUGCGAAGAAGGGUCCUGCAGGCUUGGGUUUGCGACGAAGAGAGCGGUUGUCUUAUGAGUGUAGGCCACCAUGAAUGCCACAGUGAUAGACCCAUUUCAGGGGGAUUUCCCGGAAGUGAUAGAAGAGUUUCUGGAGAAGGGCAUGGCCAGAUGCAUUGCGUUCAAUCGCCGAGGAACCUUACUAGCAGCUGGCUGCACAGAUGGAGCCUGUGUUAUAUGGGACUUUGAAACCAGAGGAGUUGCCAAAGAACUCCGUGAUAAUGACUGUACUGCAUCCAUAACAAGUGUGUGCUGGUCCAAGAAUGGUUAUCGAAUACUGACAUCAUCUGUUGACAAAUAUUUGACACUGUGGGAUGUUUGUGAGGGGACAAAACUGACACGUGUCAUGCUCCAGCAGACUGCCCUGUAUGCUCGUCUUCAUCCUGGAUCAACAAAUCCAUCUUUGGGCUUAGCUUGUCCCAUGUCAAGUGCGCCUAUCCUUGUGGAUUUCAAUUCAGGCACUCAACAUGUACUUCCCCUCUCAGCACAUUCUACAGGUACAGAACCAGUUCAUGGUUCUCGGAGUAAAUUUCCUGAUGGAGGUGUAGUUUUUUCUUCUGCUACUGCAAGCUUUAACAAAAAAGGCGAUUUAAUUUAUGUUGGAAAUUCCAAAGGGGAGAUUUUAAUUAUUGAUACACAAACUAGAAGAAUACAAGCUGUAUUUCAGGUUCCUGGAGGUGCAUUAAUUAGACAGAUUGUCUUUAGUAAGAGUGGAAAGUAUCUACUCACUAACUCUGGGGAUCGUACAAUUCGGGUUUUUGAGAAUUGUUUACCACAGAAUAAAGCAGCUCAAGCUUUAGAAAACUUAAAUAAUGGUUCAGGAGACAGUACAGUGACUGAAAUCAUGAAGCGGGUGGGAUCUCAAUGCUUAACACUUUCUAAGGAGUUUCAGGAUGCAGUUAAUCGUCUACCAUGGAAGGUUGCAUGUUUCAGUGGUGAUAGUGAGUGGAUUGUUGGUGCACCUGCUAGCAAAGGGGAACACAAGAUAUGUAUAUGGAACAGGCAAGGGAAACUUGUUAAGAUACUAGAAGGGCCGAAAGAUAGCUUAACAGAUUUGUCAUGGCAUCCUGUAAGACCACUGGUGGUUUCAGUCUCCCUGUCAGGAGGGGCUGUGUUUAUAUGGGCUAAAGAUUAUACAGAAAACUGGAGUGCUUUUGCUCCAGAUUUCAAGGAGCUCGAGGAGAAUGAAGAAUAUGUUGAAAGAGAAGAUGAGUUUGACAUGAAGCCUGAUACUGAGAGGGUUACAACUGCACAUGUGGAUGAAGACGAGGAGGUUGAUAUAACAACUAGAAAAAACUUUUUAGAUUAUAGUGAUUCAGAUGAUUCACACGAAGGGCUAUACUAUUUACCUACAAUACCAUUGCCAGACAGUCCUAAACAGCAGGAUCAAUCUUCAGAAAGCCCUUCGAAACCUGAAAAUAGUACUCCUUCUCAGUCAGAUAGGUCACCCAUCAUAGAUGAAGGAAAAGAUAAAACACCAGAGCAGAGCACCUGUCAAACUCCGGAUUCUCUAGUGGAUGAGACGAGUUUAAAUGGCCGAGCUAGGAGGAGACGGAAGCUAUCAGAGAAAGGAGCAGAGAUGCAGGCUGAAAUGGGACGCAAAACAUUUCAGAAGCAUGGUCCUAGCACAAAGAAGAAGGCUGGAGUAAAAAGUAGCAUUGGGGCUGCAACCAAUUUUGCCCUGAUUGAAGGUAGUUCACUGGAUAAAGAGGAGGGUUUGGGAGAAUUUGGAGAUGAGAUUCCAGGCAUGCCGCAAAAGACCAGUAAGAAAAGACUCAAGACUGGUCCUCAAAUGCAUCAUCUUGAACCAGCCGGCUCACCUACAGAUGAGGCAAAUGGCUUUCAGAAUGAAAGAUAUAUGUAAAAUCUUGUCAUUGUUUUUCCCCAUCCAACUUCUUUCCCCUAAAAUGCAUUUCCAGAAUAUAAAAUCAAAAUUCAUUUGUUUAUGAAUUUUGAGCUGCUUUGUCAAUCAUGAGCUUUGAUUACAGUGUUGGAAAACAACAUUGUAUAAUUUGAGUUUAAAGCCAUGACCAACCUUCAUGCAUUCACAUACAAUGUGCUAUAUGUGAUGCUGUAUAUCUGGUUAAUUUCAGCAUCAAUUUUUGCACCAUGGCAUGCAAAGCAUAUACAAGUUCCAUUCUUUAGGGUUUUAUUGUUACAUUUUUAUUGUCUAGUGAGUAUACUCCCUUUUAUGGACAAUACACAUUUUUGGAGGGUUCUGUAAAUUCUUUUUCCUGUGGUUUAUGUAAUGGAAGCACCAUAGUUGCAAGAUA
Molecule: messenger RNA, 2598 nt
Organism: Cryptomeria japonica (Japanese cedar)
Lineage: Eukaryota; Viridiplantae; Streptophyta; Pinopsida; Cupressales; Cupressaceae
Product: protein RBL
Exons: 6
Coding region: 357-2189 (610 amino acids)
Cellular component (GO): Set1C/COMPASS complex
Molecular function (GO): protein binding
Source: RefSeq, a predicted model, not a curated record